CUCUUUUCUGAAUGAUUAAGCCAAGCUUCCCAUAACAUUUCACUAGCAAGUAGGGCUAUGACAGACUGCUAACAACAAAGUGAAAUCUGCUGUGAAAAAAAAAACCCAGGAAAAAAUGAGAAAAGAAGAAAACAAUGAUCCCAGAGAUGUGCAAAGAAAAGGAAAAGCCAAGAUGCAACUCAAAAGAAAUAUAGGUUAUUUUGAUGGGGUAAGUUUUAUUAUAGGAUCAAUUGUUGGAGCAGGGAUCUUCGUGUCUCCCACAGGGGUGUUAAAACAUUCCUUGCUCAAUGUUGGCGUUGCACUAACGAUCUGGACUGCAUCUGGGCUGGUGUCUCUGAUGGGUGCCCUCUGCUAUGCGGAGCUGGGAACCGCUCUGCCCUUCUCUGGAGGAGAAUACAGCCAUAUUAAAAGAGGCCUUGGAUCCCUACCCGCCUUCGUGUUUAUCUGGACAUCAAUGUUCACCAAGCCAGCAUCAAAUGCUGCUCGAGCCUUGCUGUUUGCUGAAUAUGCCACGCAGCCUUUCUAUGGCAUUUGUCCCGCACCAGAUGUGCUGAAGAAGUGCUUGGCCUUGGCCGUUCUCUGGUCCCUGGGGAUUUUGAAUGGCCUCAGUGUCAAAAUGUCUGCAUGGGUGCAGACAGUUUUCACUCUGCUGAAGAUGAUGGCCUUGUCUGUGAUUGCUGUCGGUGGCAUAGUUCUCCUCAUUACAAGGCAAAAGGAGAGUCUGGCCAGGUUUGAGGACAUGUUCAGCUCAGAGAUUCCCAACGCCUCGCAGGUUGCUGAAGCCUUCUUCCAGGGGCUGUACGCGUACGGGGGCUGGUGGUCACUCAACUACAUGGCAGAAGAGAUGAAAUGCCCCAGCAGAAAUAUCCCCUUAACUGUGAUGACUGCUGUUCCUGCAGUAAUUGUUUUUUAUUUACUAGUGAACAUCUCAUAUCUGACUGUCCUCACACCUAAGGAAAUUGUCUCCUCAGUUGCUGUGGCAGUCACUUGGGCUGAUCGAGUGAUCCCCUCUGUUGCCUGGAUCAUUCCUCUCUCUGUUGCUGUCUCAAUAUUUGGUGCCCUCAACUGCAGCAUGUUCACACUUGGUCGAUUAAGCUAUGCUGGAAGUCAGUCAGGACAUUUACCUCUUUUAAUAUCCAUGCUUAAUGUCCACUCCUAUACGCCAGCACCAGCCAUGAUUUUUUCAACCACCAUUGCAUCCAUUUUUAUCAUCCCCUCUGACCUUAUUAUGUUAACAAAUUACUUUGGAUUUUCUGCCUGGCUUAUGACUGGAUUGACUUGUGCAAGCCUGAUUGUACUUCGAUACCGGGAACCUCAUCUACACCGACCAUACAAAGUGUUUUUACCAGUUCCAUUUAUGAUGGUGGCGAUGUCUUUCUUCCUAGUUCUAGCUCCCAUAGUCUGGUCUCCAAACAUGCAAUAUGUUUACGCUUUCCUGUUUAUGCUUGGAAGUCUUAUUUUUUAUCUGCCUUUUGUACACUUUAAAUUGCAUUUUGCAUUUCUUGAUAAAAUUACUUGCCACUUACAGCUCCUGUUAGAAGUCUGUCCUGCUGAUGGACCUGCUGAGGGCAAAUGUGAAUAAUGGCAGAUAAUUAAUCUCAGUACAACUAAGAGCCAACAGAGGAUUUUGUUUAACCAAGACUGUAAACAGUACAACUUAGAUGUUGGUGUGAUACACAGGUAUGCAUGCAUGCAUAUACAUAUACAGAUGUAUACACAUAUAUUGCAAACAUGCAGAUAUAUGUACGUAUAGGCACAGAAUCACAGAAUGAACUAGGUUGGAAAAGACCUUUGACACCAUCAAGUCAAACCUAUGAGCAAAUACCUCCUCAUCAAUUAAACCAUGGCAUUAGCAUAAUAAGUUAACAUGUAUAUGUUUCUUUUUGUUUGUAUAAGUACAUAAAUAUAUAUGCAUAAUAUUAUAAUAGGUGCAAAAGAUCUCUCUUAAACUUGCAAAAUAUGUAAAAUGCUCUCUUCUGCUCCUGAAAACACAGUUAAAAGUUGCAUAGAGUCUUGCAAUAAUAGAAAUAAGACUCAAUCAGACAAGCACAAAUAAUUAGCAGUAUUAUCAUACAAUAAGUGAAUAAAUACAGAAUAGCAUAAUAAUAAAAAUACACUCACACUUUGAACUAAAUUGUCUCAAUUAUUCUUAGUUUGCAGUAGCUCAUUGAUUAGAACUUCUGGUUUUUACGACUUUAUAUUUUUUUCAUCUGCUACUUUUUGGCAUUAAUUUAUUUUUAAUAAAAACUUUUGAAGACUGUCAUAAAGUUGACUCAUCUUUUUAAAUAGCAAGAAAAUUGGACAUGGUGCAUCUCAGCUAUUUUAGAACAACACAUACAAAUUCAAGGAAAAACCUUCAAUGGAUCAAGUAAGACAAUAAAAAUUAUUUAUAAUUUUCAUCACAGAAAUAAAAACUAAAGAUAUGUAGAUUCCUUUACUAAAUCAUUUACACCUUAGCAUUAAUAUUACUUUACUCCUUGCUUUCUUUUUGGUGUUAUUGAGAAGUAAGAGCUUUUUUAAGCCUCCUCCUCUCCAUUUUUAUUUUGUUUAUGAAAGCAAGAUAAAUUAAUUCUUUUUUCUUCUGAUAAUUGGGCCAUAUAAAGCUCACAGAUUAUUUAAUCUUAAAAAUACAUAAAAAGUACAUAAAACCCAUCAUGUAUGUAGGUGAUUAUUAAUAUAUGCUGCUUUUUAAAUAAUUACAAUAGAAUUACAAAUGUAAAGUGAUUUUCCAAAUCUGGCAAUGAAAGAUCAGCUGCUCAACCAGCAGAUGGCCCCAGCCGAACAUCACUCUACACCCUGAUCUCUGGUUUGAAGGAUGUUGUACUGGUGAAACUGUCUUUCAGGGCACUGUAUUAUAACACAGUAGAAUGACAAAAAUCUUGCUACAAUACUGGAUUCACUGAUGUAUAACAAUUUUAGAGAUUGGAAUGACAGAUAAAGAAUUCUUCAUAGCUACCCAAAAUCUAGGAUGGCCAUCAAUAAAACCAGAGAUCAACUGAAGGUUUAAGAGGAUUUGACUUUGCGCUGGAAUGAACCCCCAAAUUAAAAAAAAAAAAACGUGUAGAAAGUGUUUUUUAUCAAGGUGAUAAUGCACACAGAAUGAAAAUUUGAAGAAAAAAUUAUGCCUUUUAACAAGCUGUGUGAAGAGAAGUUCAUACAAGUGAGGACUGCAGUGUAUACAGCUGAGCUGGAGACUGGAUCCUGCUGAAUGCAACAAAGGAAUCAAUGUUUAAUUUCACUUAAUAGUGCUAUUGGAGAAACAUUUCUCUAUUUAAAUUCAAAACAUCAUGAGACUCAUCAACAUUGUAGAGGAGUUAUAUUUUAAAAGCGGAAUUGUAAAUGGAAGAAAUAAUUUUACUGUGAUGAAUCAUCCAUCAGUGAUUUGUAAAUACAGGUGUGGCAGUGUCACAGAUUUUCAACUGAACUUAUGAGUAAUUUAUUUAAAUCUAUAUUUUAAUAUGUAAAAGAAAAGUGGAAGCUGUAAGGAAAAAAAGUUUAUGUAACAAUAAUACUGUGUUGUACACCAGAUGAUUAGGAAAAGCAAGCAUCAGGGGGAAAUUGCUCAUUUGAGUGUGUUGUUUCCAUGUAAUUUCUAGUCAGUUUGUCAACUAUCUAUUUAAUUCCCUAAUGAGUUGGGUACCCACUGAUAACAUAUGUCAGGGUAUGUUUGGGAAAUUGGAGCAUGUAUUUGUUAAUGAUACAAACUUCAAAUAUAGAGGUUUAGCAGUUCCAACCCGUCAGGGAACUCUAAAGUCCCAAUGAAAUGUAAUAUGAAAUAAAUUGCAUUUAUGUAUCUUUCUAGAAUAUGAAGUAGAUAGUUUUUGUUUUAACAAAAAUCUAGAAAAUGGCACAUAAACGUACAAGACGAGAAGAUUUAGAAUUGGUCAGAAUUAAAAAUGUCCAUGCAGGCUUAAGCCCCUCUGCAAAGGCAUCUUUCAAUGGCCUUGCAUAAUCAGAUCAUAAACUAUUCUUUCUAAAUACACUUACCUCAUUUAUUUGAAUGAAUGGAUGGUGCCAAAUAAUUCACUAUCAUUUUCUCCCCAUUUCAGCGUGUGAGCUUGCAUUUUGUUUACCACUAUAUGCUCAAAUGCUGCUCUUGAUAGACAUUGUUGAUAUCUGACAGACUUUUCUAUGGUGUUCCUCAUGACAGCACCUAGGCACUUCACAACCAACCACUAAUUUCUCUUGACUGUCAUGAGCUGUGUCAGUGUUAUCAUCUUUGCUUGCUGAAAGUAAGUUAAGCUGAUGUGUCGGUUGCACAAGAAAUCAGUUUUGUGAUGUUCCCUGAGAUCCUUCAAAUACCUGGAUGGAAAAGCAUAUAUGGAGAUUAAGUCCAAGUAUGGAUGUUUAUCUUAGGAACAGGGCAAAGAACCAGGGAAUUGGUGAACAUACACUAUACAGACACUAUAUACAGAUUUCCAUUUUCUUUCAUUCCAGCUUUUAGAUGGAAACAAAGGAAGUAUGACCAAAAUUGCUCACUAACUUUGGAUUCUUAAGAUGGGGUACCUUGGAGCUGAUUUUUGGUAGUAAUUAGUAAGUUCAGACUGCCUUUAGUCCCCUGGAACUAAGUUCCAAGAAUACUAUAAAAACGAAAAGAGGACAAAUUAUCACAGCCACUUUGGUUUAGAUGAAUAGCUGGUAUCCUUUUCCUCAACUUCUGACUAACUGUGGGUAGCUGCAAUUCCUUUAAGACUUGCAGUCUACUAAAUGUUAAAUUACAGCUAUGAGAUUCUAAAAUUCCAUGAAUCAAGCAUGAGGAUUUAAAGUUUGGUAUAGAUAAUGGGGAAAACAGAAUUAAUUGCAAUUUUCAAAAAUUGUGAUUUAAACUAUUCCAGUAUGGCCAUGGAAUUUUAUAAAAAAAGAGCAAUGUGUAUUCUUCUGGGCAAUACUCAAAUUCCUAGAUCCAGCAACUGUUCUGCAAGUGCUACAUCAUUCAUGACAUGAAAUUCCUCUUCUUCUACAGCAAAUGAGGGAUUGGCUGCCUCACAUUUAGCAUAUUCUCCAACACAAAUGUUGACUUAUUCCAAGAUCUGAGAGAGACAGGAUUUUCUGAAAAAGAAUGCUCUCAUUAAAUGACCCCUGUUGGAAAGGGAUUCACACAGCUGAGCUGAAUUAGCAUUAUAAAAGCAAUCCCAGAUAUGGUAUUGCCCAUCCCCUGAAUAUGAGUCACUGAUGUUCUCUUAAUGCAGAUUUUCUUUUGCCUGAGUGUUUCAGAAUGCUAAAUCACAAAGAAGCAAAUACACUAUUAAAUGUAUAAAGAUUUCUUAUUGUUGCUGGCUCAUUCCACAUCUCCAAGCAGUAAGCAUAAAGGAAUAGAAUUCAAAUUUAUAACUCAUGUUAGCUAUUCUGACCAAGAGCAAUUCAAUAUUUUAACAUUAUAGCUUGUUUCAGUUGGUCUCAGCUGCUUUCCUACUUGAAUAUAUCCCAGAAAAUGCUAUAUGGAAAAUGCUAUAUGCGACUUUUAUUGCUAGACUGUAUCAGACAUUUAUUUCUUUUUAAUUUUUUUUGUCUUUGACUUCUGAAUUCUUUUAUGCUUAUGCACACUUGCAUGUUUCAGAACUUCAGCCUUACAACAAGUAAAGAUAGAAUGUGGAUAAUAUUUUAUCAAUACUGUACUGACUGGUCCAUUUUGACAUGUAAUCUCCCUAUCUGUUUUUCUAGGUUUCUAACACAAUAUUUUUAUGUAUGCCUGCAAUGCCUUUUUUUUUUUUUUUUGGUCCUUUAUCUCCUUAAAAAGACAAUGUAAAAUACAAAAUUAUUAUCAGUAUUAUUAAAAAAAUUACUUGCAAUUAUGCAUCAUGCUAAUUCCAUGUGUGCUGACUGCUUUACAAAAAAAUAAAUCGCCCUGAGGCAAACCCCAGAAAUUGUACAAAGAAAGAAAAAACCCAGCAAUUAUUUGUUUUACUUUCCUUUUCAUAGUUAGUGUUAACUGUGAUUCCAAUAAAAUGAUGAUCAGCUAAUGCUGAACAGCUGUACAUGUUUUUUUGUGAUUUGAUGUGGGAUAUUUGGUUGGAACCUCUGGGUUAAUAGGGGAGGAUGUGUGUGUAGCUGUUAGGCCAUGAGCUGUUCAGACCUCCCAACUUCUGCUCUUAUGUUUGCUACAUGUACUGUGGAUAUUGCUAAGAUUGCCUACAUCUCAGUUUCCACAUAUGCCAAACCAGAAAC
Messenger RNA from Motacilla alba alba, 6165 nucleotides. It is a transcript of the gene SLC7A13, whose product is annotated as solute carrier family 7 member 13. NCBI's taxonomy places the organism in Eukaryota, Metazoa, Chordata, Aves, Passeriformes, Motacillidae. The transcript has 4 exons. Gene Ontology annotation, molecular function: L-amino acid transmembrane transporter activity. Gene Ontology annotation, cellular component: membrane. The coding region runs from base 116 to 1582 and encodes 488 amino acids. The record is from RefSeq and is a predicted model, not a curated record. Gene Ontology annotation, biological process: amino acid transmembrane transport.